AUGAAUAAGAGAAUAGUGUAUUAAGGUGAAAAAGCCACUGUGAAAUACGAAGGUCCCUUGGUGCAUGAGAAUAAAGGAGAUGAAAUUUGGUUGGGAGUAGAAUGGGAUUAGGCCGAUAGAGGAAGACAUAAUGGCACUGUUUAAGGGUACACAUAUUUCAAAACAACUGAUGGGGCUAAUUCAGGUAGUUUGUUAAAGAAAGAGAAGGUGAGUUUUGGUAAUAAAUUGUGGGAAGCAUUAUUUUUGAAAUAUUUCAAAGAAAUCCCUCCAUAAUUAUUACAAGAAAUGGAGGUGUAGGAACAAGUAAAAGAUGAAUUCCUUCAAGAACAUUCAGAUUUGGCUAACCAUUAAGACGAGAAGAGCAAAGUUAUUACACUUAUAAAUUAAAAAUAAGUGAAAAUUGAAUUUGAUGACACAGCAUUUUUUGAAACAAUGAAAAAAAGAAAGAAGAUGGUUGAGUUUUAUGGAUUUGAUGAAAUUUAUAAAAAGCUGAAUAAUUUAGAGACUUUGUAGGAACUAUCUUUAGAGUCCUAAAAUGUUUCAACUAUGGGACCAUUUGGUUUUGUUGGAAGUAUAUUUAAAAAUAUCAAAAUUUUGGGAUUGGAGAAUAAUCUGUUCCAUUCUUGGCAUCAAAUCUUUGUUUUAGUAUCAUAGUUACCAACUUUAAAAGAAUUGUCAAUUUCAAGUAAUAAAUUAUCAAAACUUGAAACUUUUGGAUAACAAUAGUUUCAAAAUCAAAUAUUCACAUAAACACAAGAUUACAUGAUUUAUGAUUACGAGUAAGGAAAACACUUAGAAAUUCCUGUAGAUGGUUGUGGUAAACAUGUAGAAAUUCUGGUUUUAAUUGGAAUGUAAUUGACUUGGUAGGAUAUUUCCUUGAUAAUCCCUGCAUUUCCAAUGGUUUAAUAGUUAUUAUUGUGUAGAAAUAUUUUAGUUGAUUAUGAGAAUUUGUAAUAUAGAAAUACAGAUUUACAAGCCUUGAAAGUAUUAAACUUAGAAUAAACUGAUUUAUCAUAAUUUGAAUGCAUUUAAAAAUCUUUUGGACAUUUACCAAAUUUAGAUAGACUCAUACUAAAUAAGAAUAAUCUGAAGGAUUUGCCCUUGGUUACUGAUUUUAAGGCUCUUAAACAUUUGGCUUUAGAUCACAAUCAUUUUGCAUAAGCAUAGUUCUUGAAUAAAAUAGGAAACUUAUAAUUGAAUUCUCUAUCAAUUAAACAUAAUCCAUUAGUUGAUAAAUUCGGAAAGCUAUAUGUUAGAUAAAGAGCUAUUGCAGAGGUUUCUAGUGUUUAAAUCAUUAAUGGCAGUGAAAUUACAAAAUUUGAAAGAAAGGAUUCAGAGAUAUUUUACUUGAAAUCUUCAUUUGAAGAAUAUUUCUUGUUGAAGAAUGUCAAACAUUACUAUUAUGAUUAUGAUGAUUUUAUCAAUUACGCUAAAUAGAAUCAUCCUAAAGUAAUUGAACUAAUUAAAAAAUAUGGAAAUCCUUAUGAAAUUGAUCCAACUGUUAAGGGAGUAUACACACAAGCAAAGUAACAAGUGCAAUAACCUUAAUAUUGUACAAUAAAGAUCAUAGAUCAUGUUGGAAAACUAAAGGAUAAGCCUACACCAAAGAAAUUAAUGGGAAAUACUGGUUUACAACCUGUGAAAAUGAUGAUUUCAAAACUGGUAAACAUCCCGAUCAAAUAGAUAGCUUUAUCAAUAUAAGUAACUGAGGAAGCUGAAGUUGUUUAAAUGGAAGGAAAAGACAUGACUUUGAAUGAUUUUGGUGUUUAGGAUAAUAGUCUCAUCCAUGUAAAUGUCAUUCCAGAAUGA
Molecule: messenger RNA, 1809 nt
Organism: Paramecium tetraurelia
Lineage: Eukaryota; Ciliophora; Oligohymenophorea; Peniculida; Parameciidae
Exons: 2
Biological process (GO): protein folding
Molecular function (GO): alpha-tubulin binding
Source: RefSeq, a predicted model, not a curated record